AUGGUCACAGAAGCCGGAAUUAUUGGUAAGAUAGGCCUCAACUCGGAAGGAGUGGGGGUUUGCUUCAACGCGAUACGUGCAAAUGGCGUCGAUAAAAACCGUCUCCCAGUCCACCUUGGGUUAAGAAUGGCACUGGAAAGCAAAACUGCCAAGUUGGCAGCGGAAAUAUUGGAGAGUGUUGGCAUGGCCAGCUCAGCAUAUAUCGUGGUUGGCGAUGCGACAACUGCAAUUGGACUUGAAUUUACGUCUACGACUUUUCUCAGGGUACCAGUGAAUGAGGAUGGCUUCUUGGUUCAUACAAACCAUAUGCUACUUCAACAUGAGAAAAUCUACGAGCCAAAGUGGCUAGAAGAUUCUUAUACACGGUUGCAGACCAUGGGGCGAAAAAUCCUUCAAACAAAGGAGCUGUCUCGAGAGAAUUUUAGCGGUCUCUUCGAAGAUGAAUACGACUUUCCGCAUUCCAUCAGUCGAGCACAGGAGGGAGCUAGCGAUUUUGCAACGCUUUUCAAUAUUGUUAUUGACUUCAAGGAGGGGCUGGCAGUGAAAGGUUCGGAUUUCGCGGAAAUGGCGGCCAAUUCCAGCGCACUUGAAACUGUUGAUGCGGACUAUAAGUCGAGAAGUAUACUCGACUUGAUGGGGUUGAAGGGGAAGGUGACGGUUGUGACAGGGGCUGCUCGUGGAAUCGGCCUAGCUUUGGCUAGAGGAGCGGCUGAAUUGGGUAGUGAUGUUGCCAUACUGGAUACUCUCCCUGAACCUAGCGAGGACACGAAAAGCUGGGAGCAACUCGGCGUUCGGAUAGAAUAUUAUAGGACCGAUGUGACCCAGCUCGACCAGCUGACUGAGGUUUUUAGUAAUAUUAUAGCCGACUUUGGACAUAUUGAUAAUUGCAUCACCGCAGCAGGGGUAGUUCUGGACAAACCAUUCCACGACCACGAAUGGAAUGAAAGCGCGAAGGUAUUGAAUGUCAAUGUCAUGGGAACGUUUUUCUGCGCCCAACUAGCCUCAAAAGCCAUGAAAGAACAGAAUAAAGGAGGCAGUAUCGUCAUGAUUGCUUCAAACGCGGCAAAUGUCGCGAUCCCAUCCCGGAAUAUGUCAAUCUACACAGCCUCAAAAGGGGCGAUUCAAUCUUUGACUAGGGCCUUGGCUGUGGAACUGGCGGAAUAUGGAAUAAGAGUCAAUUCCGUUUCGCCUGGCUUCAUUGCAACAGAGAUGAUCAUGAAGGCAUGCCGGAAGGAUGCAGAACUUUGGAAUGUUUUCAAUUCCAAGCCGCCGCUUGGACGAGUCGACGCAGCGUCUUGUAGCGACAUUCUCAAUGCAUUGGCGCUUGGCCAUCUCCGCGAGCACUGCUCUAGGAACAAUAAACAAUUUCCGUAUGCCUGGUAG
Molecule: messenger RNA, 1383 nt
Organism: Penicillium waksmanii
Lineage: Eukaryota; Fungi; Ascomycota; Eurotiomycetes; Eurotiales; Aspergillaceae
Exons: 7
Coding region: 1-1383 (460 amino acids)
Cellular component (GO): intracellular anatomical structure
Molecular function (GO): oxidoreductase activity, acting on NAD(P)H, oxygen as acceptor
Source: RefSeq, a predicted model, not a curated record